UACAAAGCGACUGUACGUUUCACUGCAUUAUACAGCGUAAGCCACCGUCACUCAGUUCAGUCAUCUGAACCGAAACUCCCGCCUCUGAGAUGGCAACUUCCUCUUUAUCAACAGUUCAGUCCUCAAUUAAUCACAAGCCACUUCGAUUAUCACCACAACGAGUCUCACCUAAACUCGAUUUUAUUAGAAUUCCACAAAAUCACAAAAUCUACUGCGGCUACUCUUGCUUUGAGGUUAAGGAUGUUAGCUAUAGACCUCCAGGGACUGAGCUUAAUCUCUUAAAUAAAGUUACCUUUUCGCUUCCAGAGAGAAGUUUUGGCUUGAUUUUUGGUCAAAGUGGGAGUGGAAAAACUACUCUUUUGCAGCUUCUUUCCGGGAUAAGCAAACCAACGUCAGGUUCGAUUUGUGUUCAAAGAUAUGGGAAUGAUGGAAAUCCAAACCAAUUGCCUGAACAGCUCUCUCCUGAAAAAGUUGGUAUUGUCUUUCAAUUUCCCGAGAGGUACUUUGUGGCUGACACUAUUGCUGAUGAAGUUACAUUUGGGUGGCCAAGGCGAAAGAGCAGCGUUCAAUUAAGGGAGCAUCUUGCUUUGAAUCUGCAAAGAGCUGUAAAUUGGGUUGGAUUGAAUGGGAUCUCAUUGGAUAAAGAUCCUCACUCGCUAAGUGGUGGAUAUAAACGUCGGCUUGCCCUGGCUAUUCAAUUGGUUGAAGUCCCUGAUCUGUUGAUAUUGGAUGAGCCUCUUGCUGGUCUAGAUUGGAAGGCACGUGCAGAUGUUGUAAAGCUUUUGAAGCACUUGAAGAAGGAAUUGACUAUCCUUGUUGUCAGUCAUGAUCUCAAAGAGUUAGCAGCUCUAGUUGAUCAUUCCUGGAGGAUGGAAAUGGGCGGAUUUCUGAGGGAAGAGCUCCUUCCAGUGUAACCUUGAAGUGGACUAUUGCCUACCUUACCACAUUUUAUGCUAUGAGGUACCAGCCCUUGUAUUCAACCUCCAGCCAUUUUUCUUAAAGCUUAAAAUGCAUUUAGGCAUGAAGGUUUCUUGGAUCCUAGGCUCAAGGUGAAUACUUACUGUAGUUCAUAUAUACAUGUAAUAAUGUAAACAAAAAUAUUAAUUUUAAGAAGAAAAUAAGAAAAACAUUAAUAGCCCUGAUGUUUGUUUCUUAUUUUGUAAUAGAUUAAUUAGAAAAUGAAUAAUUUUUUAACUUUGAUUCUAUCAGAAUAGAAUAGAGAGAUAAUAAGCUAGCAAAAUAACAAAAUAAUAUAUAUAUUUUUUCCUUCUUAGCAUCAAUUAUGUCAUUAAAAUAUGACCAUCAUUAACUAAGAGAGGGUGAAUGAUUUCGCUAAGCAGUAAAAGAAAGUAAUAAAAACAAUAGUAUAAUAAUUAAAAAGAAUAAAAAAUCAUUUGUACGAAAGUCAAAUUCUUUUGUCCAAACAAACCAUACCUUUUCAAAUUGACGUAUUCUCUUUUGUUUUUCUUUCACAAUUAGUUUGGUUUUUUUAGUGAAUAAAUUUGACAAAAAUAGUUAGUGGAUUGACAUGUCAUAUCAGUAAAAGGUUUCCUCCCACUCUCUCAAGUAAAUAAAUAGAAGUCACAUGGGUAGUACAAAGGUAUAUUAAAAAUCAAACUACAGAAGCUAGAAACAUAACAUACAAGAAGUUUAAUUAGGCAUGAGUUUUGUGCUUCUUUGUAAGUCCCUAGGCAUGUGCUUCUUUGUAAGUCUCUUGCUUAAUGCAUGCUGGAUUUCCUGGCUUUUACCCUUAAAAUCCCUUUCCAUCACAGAUUAGUGCCUUGUGCAUCAGGCAUGCCUUUGGUGCUUUUUCUAACACUACCUCCAACAGUUUGGAAUUCGAUGCGUUUUCAAAACUAUCUGCUCAAUAUCAUAUUCGAUUCUAAAUAGAUUGUUUAACGAUUUUGAUUAGAUGAGUUUUGGUAGGUGAAUUGUGGAAACUCGAAUGUUGAGUUUCCAGCCCAAAUUUGAGGUGUAUGACUCCAUAAAAACAGGAAAUAGUUGAUUUGAGGGGCAUUGUAAUACAAAUAGUUUGCAUGGGCUUGACAGUGGCCUUGGGACCAAUAUACACCGGCUCGCUUUGUGAAAAGAAAAGGACUGAUUACUAGUUUACUCCAAAAGAGAACUUAGAUUUCAAUUUCUUCCGUUAGUACAGAACCGUGCAAUGUUACAGUUGAACAAUGAGAAAUGUUUCAGUGCUACCCUUCCAUAUACUAUCGCAUCUUUUUAACAUC
Molecule: messenger RNA, 2234 nt
Organism: Populus euphratica (Euphrates poplar)
Lineage: Eukaryota; Viridiplantae; Streptophyta; Magnoliopsida; Malpighiales; Salicaceae
Gene: ABCI11
Product: non-intrinsic ABC protein 14
Exons: 10
Coding region: 90-914 (274 amino acids)
Biological process (GO): transmembrane transport
Cellular component (GO): membrane; chloroplast envelope
Molecular function (GO): ATP binding; ATP hydrolysis activity; ATPase-coupled transmembrane transporter activity
Source: RefSeq, a predicted model, not a curated record